Crotalus tigris (Tiger rattlesnake) is the source of this 2139-nucleotide messenger RNA. RefSeq names its product solute carrier family 38 member 6 (gene SLC38A6). Gene Ontology annotation, biological process: L-glutamine transport; amino acid transmembrane transport. The record is from RefSeq and is a predicted model, not a curated record. Lineage: Eukaryota; Metazoa; Chordata; Lepidosauria; Squamata; Viperidae. Bases 122 to 1474 code for a protein of 450 amino acids. The transcript is spliced from 16 exons. Gene Ontology annotation, molecular function: L-glutamine transmembrane transporter activity.
GGCUCUGGGUAGGGCCGAGCGCCGCCUUCUCUACCUCGCCCGGCCGAUCGAUCGUAAGAACCGGCUGACUGAGAAGCGGCGGUGGCUGCUGUUGUUGCAGCCUUUGCUCGCCCAGCGCACCAUGGAGCAGCCGCGAAUCUGCACAAUCAAUUCCGAGCCGGGAUGGUAUUUGUCGGCUCAGGACCUGGAAGAUGGAGCCCCGCUCCUCUCGCCCCCGGACACGGCAUCCUUGAAUCAUGUAUCAACUGGCACCUCCUUUGGCUUUUCUGUGUUUAAUUUAAUGAAUGCUAUCAUGGGAAGUGGGAUUCUUGGUUUGGCAUAUGUCAUGUCCAAGACAGGAAUCAUUGGAUUUAGUAUGCUGCUGUUAAUUGUUGCUACCCUUGCAUCUUAUUCUAUAUUUCUGUUGCUUAGUAUGUGCAUUUAUACUGCUGUCACGUCUUAUGAAGACCUUGGUCUCUUCGCCUUUGGUUCACCUGGGAAGGUUAUUGUGGCCAGUACAAUCAUUAUACAGAACAUGGGAGCUAUGUCUUCUUAUCUUUAUAUUCUUAAAUCCGAACUUCCUGGCGCUAUUGCAGGACUUCUGAAUGGAGACCAUAGUGGUUCUUGGUAUCUUGAUGGAAGAUUACUGCUGCUGAUUACCUCAGUUUGUAUCAUCUUCCCUCUAGCACUUCUUCCUAAAAUUGGCUUUCUUGGCUACACAAGUAGUUUAUCAUUUUUCUUUAUGGUGUACUUUGCUCUUGUGAUAAUAAUUAAAAAGUGGUCCAUUCCUUGUCCUCUGCCACUAAACUUUGCUACAGGAUUUUGCCAGGUUUCAAAUUCUACUAGAGACUGUAAUGCACAACUUUUUAAUUUCUCCAAAGAGAGUGCUUAUGCCAUUCCAACUAUGGCUUUCUCAUUUCUCUGCCAUACAUCAGUAUUGCCAAUUUAUUGUGAGCUCCAAAGUCCAUCCAAAAGCAGGAUGCAAAAGGUUGCCAACACAGGAAUUGCUCUCAGCUUUCUAGUUUAUUUUCUGUCAGCGCUAUUUGGAUACCUCACUUUUUACAACCACGUGGAUUCAGAAUUGCUUCAAGGAUACAGCAAGUACUUACCCCAUGAUACAGUCAUCCUGACAGUAGAACUGGGAAUCUUAUUUGCUGUGCUGUUGACAGUGCCUCUAAUUCAUUUCCCUGCAAGAAAAGCUGUAAUGAUGAUAUUUUUUUCACAUCUUCCUUUCUCCCUAAUCCACCACAUUUUCAUCACUUUAGUACUAAAUACAAUUGUGGUCUUGCUCGCAAUGUAUGUGCCUGAUAUCAGACAGCUUUUUGGAGUAGUUGGGUCCACCACUUCAACAUGCUUGCUCUUUGUGUACCCUGGCCUAUUUUAUCUUAAGAUUAGUACAGAGGACUUUAUAUCAUGGCAAAAACUUGGGGUUGUUGUCCUCGUCUCAAUGAUACCCACAUAUCCAUAUGAAAACAUCUUGAUAUUUGUGUUGUAAAUGAAACUUUGCCACCAUCUAAGAAGCAAAAUGAUACCAUUACAACCAUUGCUUUGAUUAACAAAGGAUUAAUUGAUUUCUGUUUUUAGGGUUCAUCUGUUUGUCUCACUUUUAUUCACAGGCCUGUGCACUGCUAAUUUUUGGCCUCCUUGUUGGUCUUCUCAGUUUAUCAGUAAUCGUGUACAGUUGGGUCCACCAUUGAAAGUAUUCCUGCCUUCUAAAAUCUAGAAUUGUACAUAAGAAGAACUAGUAAAAUGAAUAAUUUUUCACAAUGUCUUAAAUAAAAUUAUUCUGCCAAGUGCUGAAGAAAGUUGAGUGAUAGUGUUCUAUAGAACUCUGCUCUUUGCAUCCUAACAACUACUUGAAAUAGCUGGAGAAAUUAAUUCAGAGCUUUGGAAUGAAAUGCUCUUGUUAUUUGAUGGACAUUCUGCUCUACUACAUCUUACCAUCUAGUUCUAAAAGAACCGUGCUGUUGUCUAAUCAUUGGUCAUUGCCUGGAUGAGGAAUACAAAGCUGAAAUUCAAUCCAUACAAGAUGGAGGUUAUAUUGGUAAGGUAAACAUAAAGGUGAUUAAAAUGAAGCUGGUUCUGAAUAGGCUUGUGCUCCUUUAAAGUGAGCAGAUUUGAAAUUUUGAACUGACAUUUACACACACACACACACACACA